AUGACAAAGAAAAGCAUUAUCUGGCUGCAAAGAGAACAGCAGAGAGGGCAUCGCGGAGAAAAAAAACAUUCACUGGCCAUGCCAGUGCUCACCACCGAUGCUGAGUCAGAAACAGGUAUCCCAAAAUCCCUUUCUAAUGAGCUUCUUUCAGAAACCAUGGAGGAGAUAGAACACACAUGCCCUCAGCCUCGGUUGACUCUGAUUGCACCUGCUCCAUUUGCAGAUGAAAUAAGCUGUCAGUGCCAAGCCCCACAUGAGAAACUAACCAUCACUCAGGCCCGCCUGGGAACACCAGUUGACAGACCAGUUAGAGUGUAUGCAGAUGGGAUAUUUGACCUCUUCCACUCCGGCCAUGCUAGAGCUCUUAUGCAAGCCAAAACUCUCUUCCCAAAUAGCUACUUAUUAGUAGGAGUUUGCAGUGAUGAUCUAACCCACAAGUUCAAAGGCUUCACGGUAAUGAAUGAAAACGAGCGGUAUGAGGCACUCAGACACUGUCGCUACGUAGAUGAAGUCAUCAGAGAUGCUCCAUGGACGCUCACACCGGAGUUCCUAGAAAAACAUAAGAUUGAUUUUGUAGCCCAUGAUGACAUUCCAUACUCUUCUGCUGGCUCAGAUGAUGUGUACAAGCACAUAAAGGAAGCAGGAAUGUUUGUGCCAACACAGAGAACUGAAGGUAUCUCAACAUCAGACAUCAUUACUAGAAUUGUACGAGACUAUGAUGUCUAUGCUCGACGCAACCUCCAAAGAGGAUAUACCGCCAAAGAGCUGAAUGUUAGUUUUAUAAAUGAAAAGAAAUAUCGCUUUCAGAACCAGGUAGACAAAAUGAAAGAAAAAGUGAAAAAUGUAGAGGAAAAAUCAAAAGAAUUUGUUAAUAAGGUGGAAGAGAAGAGCCAUGACCUCAUUCAGAAAUGGGAAGAGAAGUCCAGAGAGUUCAUUGGCAACUUUUUAGAGCUGUUUGGACCCGACGGAGCUUGGAAACAGAUGUUUCAGGAGCGAAGUGGCCGAAUGCUCCAGGCCUUGUCGCCGAGGCAGAGCCCAACCAGCAGCCCAACGCGCGGCCGCUCUCCAUCACCGCCCCCGCCCUGGUUGUUCAAUAAAGCCUCACCCCCUUCCUCUCCGAAAGCGGCCUCGGCCUCCAUCAGCAGCAUGAGCGAAGGAGAUGAGGAUGAGAAGUAA
Molecule: messenger RNA, 1176 nt
Organism: Terrapene triunguis (Three-toed box turtle)
Lineage: Eukaryota; Metazoa; Chordata; Testudines; Emydidae
Product: choline-phosphate cytidylyltransferase B-like
Biological process (GO): CDP-choline pathway
Molecular function (GO): phosphatidylcholine binding; choline-phosphate cytidylyltransferase activity
Source: RefSeq, a predicted model, not a curated record